Messenger RNA from Bufo gargarizans (Asiatic toad), 3896 nucleotides. RefSeq names its product transcription elongation regulator 1 (gene TCERG1). Gene Ontology annotation, cellular component: nucleus. NCBI's taxonomy places the organism in Eukaryota, Metazoa, Chordata, Amphibia, Anura, Bufonidae. The record is from RefSeq and is a predicted model, not a curated record. The coding region runs from base 50 to 3193 and encodes 1047 amino acids. Gene Ontology annotation, molecular function: RNA polymerase binding; transcription coregulator activity. The transcript is spliced from 21 exons.
UUUGCUGUAUGUGGGUGGAGAACUUGUGAGGUUGUCGGUUGUUCCUGUAAUGGCGGAACGCGGGGACUCCGAUGCCGAGCGAUACAAUAACGACAUUAGGAUGGCACAGCAGCAGCAACAGCCUGCGUUACGGUUUCGUGGCCCUACGCCACCACCAGCUGCUGUUUUGAGGGGUCCUCCUCCGCUUUUGCGCCCCCCUCCUCCUUUUGGCAUGAUGCGUGGACCUCCACCACCUCCACGUCCCCCAUUUGGGAGACCUCCCUUUGACCCAAGUAUGCCACCAAUCCCACCACCGAGUGGUAUUCCUCCUCCGAUGGGUCCUCCCCAUCUUCAGCGACCUCCCUUCAUGCCCCCACAUAUUGGAAGUAUGCCACCUCCUGGAAUGCUUUUCCCACCUGGAAUGCCUCCGGUGUCUUCUCCUGCUACUGUAUCUAAUCCCAGUCCAAACACUGCUCCUACACAAGCUCCAACUUUGCCUCCAAAUGAGGAAAUCUGGGUGGAGAACAAGACCCCAGAUGGAAAGGCCUAUUUCUACAAUGCUCGUACCCGUGAAUCUUCAUGGACUAAGCCCGAUGGUGUGAAAGUCAUCCAGCAGUCGGAACUGACUCCAAUGAUGACAUCUCAAGUACAGACCCAAGCGCAAGUAGUCCAGGCACAAGUGGCUCAGGCUCAAGCAGCACAAGUUCAGGGACAAGGCCAAGUGCAGACCCAGGCAACUAAUGCACAGGUCAUUUCAGGUGCCUCUCCAACUACAAGUAGUUCAACCUUAAUGGUAUCUUCAUCCGCAACUUCAUCUAGUCAGUCUUCUACAACGAGUACUAGCACAUCGACAUCUGUCUCACAGGUUGUUCCUAGUUCAUCUGCUCCAGAUCAGUCCCCAAGUAUUACUGUGACUACAACAUCUCCAGUCAGUGUUGCGGCUUCUCUGUCCACAGUCUCUUCAGUUCAGACUCUUUCUCAACAAUUAUCACAGACUUUGCCACCAACUCUUUCUCAUGCUUUGCAACAGCCCACGGCAGCCAUUCCAGCUUUCCCUCCCGUGAUGGUACCACCAUUUCGUGUCCCCCUUCCUGGCAUGCCCAUACCGCUACCAGGUGUAGCAAUGAUGCAAAUAGUAAGCUGCCCGUAUGUAAAGACAGUGGCUACUACCAAAACCGGUGUCUUGCAGGGACUCGCUCCUCCAAUUGUUCCAAUGAUUCAUCCUCAAGUUGCCCUUGCUGCUUCCGCAACGCUAGCGGGAGCGACAAUAGUGUCAGAGUGGUCAGAAUAUAAAACUGCUGAUGGCAGAAUGUACUACUAUAAUAACCGCACUUUGGAAUCCACAUGGGACAAACCUCAGGAACUGAAAGAGAAAGAUAAGGAAGUGGAGAAACUUAAAGAGCCUGUUAAGACGGAACCAGCUGUGGAAGAGCCCCAGCCAAUGGAGGCUGAGGAAGAAGUGCCAAAGGAAGAACCUCCCAAGGAAAUAAAGGAGGAGCCAAAAGAAGAAGAAAUGACAGAGGAGGAAAAAGCUGCCCAAAAAGCCCGGCCAGUGGCUACAACACCAAUACCUGGCACUCCAUGGUGUGUGGUGUGGACAGGCGAUGAACGAGUCUUCUUCUACAAUCCCACCACACGUCUCUCGAUGUGGGACAGGCCGGAAGAUCUCAUUGGAAGAGCUGAUGUAGACAAAAUCAUUCAGGAGCCCCCACAUAAGAGAGGAUUAGAGGAUGACAAAAAAUAUUUCAAAGAAGAUCAUGAAUCAGCCGAAGAUGCUAAUGAUGAUGAACCCAUAAAAGCGAAGAAGAGGAAAAAAGAAGAAACCGAGUCAGACAAAGAAACGGCUAUGGAUGCUGAAAUUAAAGCUGCUCGUGAGCGAGCCAUCGUUCCACUGGAUGCUCGAAUGAAACAGUUUAGAGAUAUGUUGCUGGAGAGAGGGGUAUCAGCAUUUUCUACUUGGGAAAAGGAGCUCCACAAGACCGUAUUUGACCCUCGUUACUUACUCCUCAACCCGAAAGAAAGGAAACAGGUGUUUGAUCAGUAUGUCAAGACAAGGGCAGAGGAGGAAAGGAGGGAAAAGAAAAACAAGAUUAUGCAAUCAAAGGAAGACUUCAAGAAAAUGAUGGAGGAGGCAAAAAUUAAUCCAAGGAAUACAUUUAGCGAAUUUGCAACCAAACAUGCCAAAGAUCUCCGCUUCAAAGCUAUUGAAAAAAUGAAAGAUCGUGAAACCAUAUUUAAUGAAUACAUGGUUGCAGCACGAAAGAAAGAGAAAGAGGAUUCCAAAAAUAAAGGAGAAAAGGUGAAGCAGGACUUCUUUGACCUCUUAGCCAGUCACCAUUUGGAUGCACAGUCUCGCUGGAGCAAAGUCAAAGACAAAAUAGAAAAUGAUCCUCGGUACAAGGCAGUAGAGAGCUCAUCAGCUAGGGAGGAGCUUUUCAAGCAGUAUAUUGAGAAGAUAAUAAAAAAUUUAGAUGCAGAAAAAGAGAAGGAACUGGAAAGACAAGCUCGUAUCGAGGCCAGCUUACGUGAGCGAGAGCGGGAGGUUCAGAAGGCGCGAUCUGAGCAGACCAAGGAAAUUGACAGGGAGCGGGAGCAGCACAAGCGAGAAGAGGCAAUCCAGAAUUUUAAAGCUCUUCUGUCUGAUAUGGUACGAUCAUCUGAUGUUUCAUGGUCUGACACCAGAAGGACUCUUAGAAAAGAUCACCGAUGGGAGUCUGGCUCCCUGCUGGAAAGGGAAGAAAAGGAAAAGCUUUUCAAUGAACACAUUGAUGCUCUUACUAAAAAGAAGCGUGAAUAUUUCAGACAACUGCUGGAUGAAACGUAUAGUAUCACUUUAACAUCAACGUGGAAGGAGGUAAAGAAGAUAAUUAAAGACGAUCCUCGCUUCAUAAAAUUUUCUUCCAGUGACCGGAAAAGACAACGGGAAUUUGAAGAAUAUAUCCGAGACAAACACAUCACUGCCAAAGCUGACUUUAGGACUCUCUUGAAAGAGACUAAAUUCAUUACAUACAGAUCGAAAAAAUUAGUUCAAGAAUCUGACCAGCACCUGAAAGAUGUUGAAAAGAUACUGCAAAAUGACAAACGCUAUCUAGUACUUGACUGCAUUCCUGAUGAACGACGGAAGCUUAUUGUAUCCUAUGUAGAUGACCUUGACAGACGUGGCCCCCCACCCCCACCAACUGCCUCAGAGCCUGCACGAAGAUCCACAAAAUAGUGGGACAUUUCACAAACUGGUAUAACGUCCAUUCAUACCUCUGCAUGAGACACCUGCAAGGUUUAUAUCAGAGAACUGUACUGAAUCCAACCACAAGUCUGCAAAAAGGAGAGCAAACACAAGGAGGAGCAGCAGCAGUAGUGACUUUUCAGCUGAAACGGCUAUCUGUGCAACACUCUAGCAAUGUAACCUACUGUCUUUGUGUCACCGCAUUCACAAAUCUGUCUUGUCAUCUCCAAAAGUCUGCCUAUUUCAGGUUUAAAUGAAAUUGUGACUUGAGAACACCCCAGUCACUUGGUAUUUUAUCCUAUCAUGUUUGCAUAGUAAGACCGAAUGUUUUCUGGAUUGUUUUCUGAUUUUUAUUUUUUUCCUUUCUGAUUUGAAGAUGAUACAAUGCUGGAGUCAGGUUUUUUUUUUUUUCUUCAAGAGAUGUCCGUAAUAUCACGAUUUAGAAUGAGGCCUUGGUGUUGCUAUCAAACUGACAUGAUAGUAACUUUUGCUGUAAACUAAAAAAAAAUGUUCUAUGUCUUUUUUCCCCCUUAAUUUUUUGUCUUGACCUUCAUUUCAUUUGCAGUAGAUGAUUACCCAGCAAGGUAAUUCUCGUGAAAGCUUAUGCUCCCAUAAAACUUGUGUUUCUGAAGUUUAAUUUUGUUGGGUUUGGUUAAUGUAUUGAAGUACAAUAAACCUUUUUUAUAUAUGUGGA